AUGGCUGCGCAAGAGGAGAAGACUGCUGCUGCUGUCACGACAGAGGAGCCUGCGCCGGCGGCGGAGCAGCAGCCUCAGCCUCAGCCUAAGCCAGCUGGGGCGGCGCGCAGGGCAGGGCCGUCGGCGCCGGCCAACCCCUUCGACUUCUCCACCAUGAUGAACCUUCUCAAUGACCCUAGCAUCAAGGAGAUGGCAGAGCAGAUUGCCAAGGACCCGGCGUUCACGGAGAUGGCGGAGCAGCUACAGAAGACGGUGGUGUCCCCGCGGCAGCAGCAGCAGCGGCAGCAGGCGCCGGCGGCGCAGCUGGACCCGCAGAAGUACGUGGCGACGAUGCAGCAGCUGAUGCAGAACCCGCAGUUCGUGGCCAUGGCGGAGCGGCUGGGCAGCGCGCUGAUGCAGGACCCGGCCGUGUCCACCAUGCUGGGAGGCCUCACCAACCCGGCGCACAAGGAGCAGCUGGAGGCCCGCGUCGCGCGCAUGAAGGAUGACCCCGAGCUCAAGCCCAUCCUCGACGAGAUCGAGUCCGGCGGCCCCGCCGCCAUGAUGAAGUACUGGAACGACCCCGAGGCUCUGCAGAAGUUCGGGCGCGCGAUGGGCGUCGGCGGCGGCCCGUCCGGCGGCACGGAGCACGCCGAGGCGGAGGACGACGCCGGGGAGGAAGGUGAGUACGAGGACGAGUCCAUCGUCCACCACACCGCGAGCGUCGGCGACGUCGAGGGCCUGAAGAAAGCGCUGGAGGAGGGCGCGGACAAGGACGAGGAGGACUCGGAAGGGCGGCGUGGCCUCCACUUCGCGUGCGGCUAUGGCGAGCUCCAGUGCGCGCAGGCGCUCCUGGAGGCCGGCGCCGCCGUGGACGCCGUCGACAAGAACAAGAACACCGCGCUGCACUACGCCGCCGGAUACGGCCGCAAGGACUGCGUCGCGCUCCUGCUCGAGAGCGGCGCCGCCGUGACGCUGCAGAACCUAGACGGGAAGACGCCCAUCGACGUGGCCAAGCUCAACAACCAGGACGACGUCCUCAAGCUGCUGGAGAAGCACGCCUUCGUAUAG
Miscanthus lutarioriparius is the source of this 1050-nucleotide messenger RNA. NCBI's taxonomy places the organism in Eukaryota, Viridiplantae, Streptophyta, Magnoliopsida, Poales, Poaceae. The record is from the annotation of a GenBank genome assembly.